GCCAAAUACUCAAUUUCUCAAGCUCUCACUGGCUCCUUCAUGCAUUCAAAUGUUUCCUUCUAUGGCUGCACCUUUGCCAGCUGGCAGGAUACAUGGCACACCGGCCUAGAUGCUUACUCAUAUGCUGUUGACACCAUAAUAUACGGUCAAACUGAUUCUUGUGAUGGCAGUAUCGCAGCAUGGUUAGGCACAGAAGGCACCAGGAAUGGGGUAUUCAUUAUCGAUCCAAAAAUCAUUCGGUCCCUAGAUGCAAAUAGCACCACCGUUACUAAUGGUCAAUGCUACCUCGGACGCCCAUGGAACCCCCUGGCUAUCACUGUAUAUUUACACGCAUAUAUGGAUGAAAGCAUUCAUCCUGAUGUUUUCACCCCUGGUCCAGAACAAUAUCAUUCGUCUGGUCCUGGAGGGAACAUGUCGAAACGUCUACCCCAAGAGUAUAUCUUGACCGACAUGCAGGUGAAUGAGAAAAUCUCACUGGAACCAGUGUUCGCUGGUAAACCGACGUGGAUUGACUUUGAAUGUGGUGUAAGCGGGGUGGCUGAAGUGUUUAGCGGUGUUUAGAGUGGAGUUUGCCAGUAAUGUUGAGGUUCAUAGUGCGUUAUGUGGGAAGCGCAAUCCAUCGGAUCCCAUCCUUCCUUGAGU
Suillus discolor is the source of this 642-nucleotide messenger RNA. RefSeq lists its product as uncharacterized. The transcript has 6 exons. Gene Ontology annotation, molecular function: carboxylic ester hydrolase activity. Lineage: Eukaryota; Fungi; Basidiomycota; Agaricomycetes; Boletales; Suillaceae. Bases 40 to 561 code for a protein of 173 amino acids. The record is from RefSeq and is a predicted model, not a curated record.